Scedosporium apiospermum is the source of this 597-nucleotide messenger RNA. RefSeq lists its product as uncharacterized. Gene Ontology annotation, biological process: transcription initiation at RNA polymerase II promoter. The record is from RefSeq and is a predicted model, not a curated record. Gene Ontology annotation, molecular function: RNA polymerase II general transcription initiation factor activity; promoter-specific chromatin binding. The transcript is spliced from 2 exons. Gene Ontology annotation, cellular component: transcription factor TFIID complex; SAGA complex; nucleus. Bases 1 to 597 code for a protein of 198 amino acids. Lineage: Eukaryota; Fungi; Ascomycota; Sordariomycetes; Microascales; Microascaceae.
AUGGCGACCAACUCCAACGCGCCUGAUAACCCCGAGCAGGCGAUCGCCGCGCCAAACUCUCAACCGACCCAGAACACAACCGUCGCCACAGUGGCGCCGACUAUCCCAGAGUCGCGAAUGCCCACCAAGAAGGAUACAUCGCUGCGCGAGUUCCUAUCCAAGAUGGACGACUAUGCGCCCAUUAUCCCAGAUGCCGUCACGCACUAUUACAUGACCAAGGCAGGCCUCCCUCCUCCCCCGCAGACCGACCCCCGCCUCGCCCGCCUCCUAGCCCUCGCGACGCAAAAGUUCAUCGCCGACGUCUCGGCCGACGCAUACCAGUACAGCCGGAUACGGGCCUCCAACACCAACGCGAAUAACCCCAUGGGUAACCUCGGAGCGGCAGCUGGGUUCCCGAUCCCCGGUCAGCAAGCGGGCGGCGCGCAACCUGGCAAAGACCAGUCGAGAGGUGGGCCGCUGUUGGGUAUCCAGCGGGCGGGGUACGGUGGUGGUGGGAGCGGUGGGAGCGCGAAUAAGACGAUUCUCUCUAUCGAGGACCUUGGUAUGGCCUUGUCUGAGUAUGGAGUGAACGUCAAAAGGAGCGAGUUCUACCGAUGA